Trematosphaeria pertusa is the source of this 699-nucleotide messenger RNA. RefSeq lists its product as uncharacterized. Lineage: Eukaryota; Fungi; Ascomycota; Dothideomycetes; Pleosporales; Trematosphaeriaceae. Gene Ontology annotation, molecular function: acyltransferase activity, transferring groups other than amino-acyl groups. The record is from RefSeq and is a predicted model, not a curated record. The coding region runs from base 1 to 699 and encodes 232 amino acids. The transcript has 2 exons.
AUGGACUCUACACUCGAGACCCCACGACUUCGCCUAAUCCGCCUCACCGACACAAGCGACAACUCCCAGCAUCUGCAAUGGUUCCACCAACUCUGGAACGAUGAUGCAACCACAGCAUGGAGUCUCCACGGCAAAUGCCACACCAUCCAGCAAAGCCAGCAAUGGAUGACCAAGCAGAUGACGGAGAUGGACAACAUCCUCUACGCAGUUUUCGUGAAAUCAGACACCUCUGAGGCAGAUCCAAGCAAUCCAGGAGAACUAGUCGGCAACGUAGGACUGCGGCUGCAGAAAGAAGGACCUUACCUACCUCCGUCACCACCGCCGCAAGAUUCCACCUUCGCUGUUCUCAAGCCGGAGACAGCGGCGCCCGGCAGCACUCCUGGUGAGGCUCCAGCUAAAUCGCUCAACCUCCGAGCCCUUGGUUACGCUUACUUUCAAUCUGCGUGGGGAAAGGGGUACGGAACGGAAGCCGGGAGAGCGGUUAUAGACGCGUAUGCGGCAUCCAUCGCCGAAAAGCAAAAGGAGGGAGAGGAGACCUUUUACAUCGAAGCGACUUGGGAUAAAGACAACCCUGCGAGUAAGAAAGUCCUUACGAAGUUGGGGUUCUUCGAGGUGGGAUGGUUGGUGGAGACAGAGCCGAUUUUUUUAGCGGGAGCGUGGCGAGAUCCAGGACAAUGGAUUUGGGGCCUGUAUUUGUGA